Cordyceps militaris CM01 is the source of this 255-nucleotide messenger RNA. RefSeq lists its product as uncharacterized. NCBI's taxonomy places the organism in Eukaryota, Fungi, Ascomycota, Sordariomycetes, Hypocreales, Cordycipitaceae. The transcript is spliced from 2 exons. The record is from RefSeq and is a predicted model, not a curated record. Bases 1 to 255 code for a protein of 84 amino acids.
AUGACGAUAACGGAUGACUCGAGAUGCGCUCGCACCACCAGCGCUGGCGGUGUCGAUCGGGAAGAAGCGUGGAGGUGGCAAACAAGGGUCCCGACAGCAUCGCGCAUCGGCGCGGCGCAUCAAGGGCAGACUUUCGGUGUCCUUGUUCCUCAUCCAACGCUGAAAGGAAGGAAUAGAAAAAACGCCCAGGCCACAUUUCUGCGGCAAGCUCCCGCCGCCCGCCAUGACUACAGCGGGAGGGAUGGGGGUGGAUGA